AUGAUAGCUUAUCUUUUUAUUGAUAUUCUAAAAGCAUCUACCGCUGUUUUUACAACAUUUAAGAAUCAAGAUUGUUUGAAAAUAACACCUAAAGUAGACUAUAGAAAACUAGUUAAGUGGAAGACACGUAAAAUAUAUGGACAUUUUAAGGAUGAUAGAAUUGAGUACGACGGUACUACAUCAAUUACAUUACAAUAUCCAAAGAAGCUUACAUUUAAAAAAGAUAAAAGUUUCUUAAAUAUUUUUGUACCACUUGGAGGCUUUGAUAAAUCUGAAAGCUGUAUUUAUGUAAUAACAUUGGAAUUUGUUGGACACAAUGAAAAACACUAUUUUAUUGAUACAGAUCCUUUUUUUUAUGAUUUUAAAAGUUGUCGAUGGCAACAUUUAGAUAAAAAGAAUGCAAAAAAAUUUGAAUAA
Molecule: messenger RNA, 417 nt
Organism: Vairimorpha ceranae
Lineage: Eukaryota; Fungi; Microsporidia; Nosematidae
Exons: 1
Coding region: 1-417 (138 amino acids)
Source: RefSeq, a predicted model, not a curated record